Messenger RNA from Gastrolobium bilobum, 1460 nucleotides. RefSeq names its product WRKY transcription factor 28-like. The transcript is spliced from 3 exons. Gene Ontology annotation, molecular function: DNA-binding transcription factor activity; sequence-specific DNA binding. NCBI's taxonomy places the organism in Eukaryota, Viridiplantae, Streptophyta, Magnoliopsida, Fabales, Fabaceae. The record is from RefSeq and is a predicted model, not a curated record. The coding region runs from base 71 to 1099 and encodes 342 amino acids. Gene Ontology annotation, biological process: regulation of DNA-templated transcription.
ACCAAACAUACCCUACAAAUUCAUACUCCUUCUUCAUCUUCUUCUCUUAUCCUUUUUUUUCUUCUUCUUCAUGUCUGAUGAACAUAAAAAACUUUACUACCAAGACCUUGUCCUAGAUCAUAAUCAGCAAGCCGUUGGAGGAUCUACCAUGUACUGUGAAAAGCACUUUUCUUCCUUUCCUGGAGGUUCAUUAUCUGCUUAUGAUUCACAAUCCUUUGAUCCAUCUUGUAUGAGCUUCACUGAAUGUUUACAAGGAGGCAUGGACUACAAUUCACUUGCAACUUCUUUUGGCUUGUCUCCUUCUUCAUCAGAGGUAUUUUCAUCUAUUGAAGGAAAUCAAAAGCCAGCACUAGAAACUGGAGAUGUAGGUGGUGGUGGUGGUGGUGGUAGUGAAACCCUUGCUACCCUUAACUCAUCUAUAUCUUCCUCAUCCUCUGAGGCUGGGGCUGAAGAAGAUUCAGGAAAGAGUAAGAAAGAUAGCCAGGUGAAAGGAGAAGAAGAAGGAGAAAGAUCUAAGAAAAGGAACAAGGAUAAGAAGAAAAGAGAGAAAAAGGAUAAGGAGCCAAGGUUUGCUUUCAUGACUAAGAGUGAAGUUGAUCACUUAGAAGAUGGAUAUAGAUGGAGAAAAUAUGGACAAAAAGCUGUCAAAAAUAGCCCUUACCCAAGGAGCUACUACAGGUGCACUACACAGAAGUGUACAGUGAAGAAACGCGUGGAGAGGUCAUUUCAAGAUCCAACCACUGUGAUAACAACAUAUGAAGGUCAACACAAUCAUCCGGUCCCCACAUCUCUUAGAGGGAAUGCUGCAGUUGGAAUGUUCACACCUAUGUUGACAACAACACCGACUCCACUCUCAGCUGGAUCAAACUUCCCACAAGAUCUGUUUCUUCAGAUGCAUCCUCACCACAGUUUCAUCAUCAACAACAACAACAACAACAUCCAAUCUUCAAACACUAGUGCUAAUUCUGGCUCUAUUUAUUCGCACAACAACAUUAACAACUCUCUUCUUCAGCAGUAUCAUCAUCAGCUUCCUCCUGAGUACGGCCUCCUUCAAGACAUUGUCCCUUCCAUGUUCCUUAACAAGAGCCACCACAAUUGAGAUGUACACUCUUACUCUAUAUAUAUAUAUAAAGACGAGGGUAAGGGCGGAGGCAAUCCUUGCAUGGUAGCCUUACCCUUGUAUAUUGGCAAAGAGACUAUUUUCUGGAUUCAAAUCGGUGACAUUUUAGUCACAAAGAAGUAGUUUUACCACUACUCCAAGCUCGCCCUCUAUUAUAUAUUAUAGAUCGAUCUUUGGCCAAGUUUAUAUAUGAUCACUUUUGUACAUAUAGUUAAUUUGCUGAUAGUUACAUUUAGUUAUUGUGUUUCUGACUCAUCACAGCCUCGCCUACUUCAAAUGCUUUGUUUCGAAGUGGGUGGGAACUGUUUUAAGGAAAAUCAUAGGGUAAGGACUCAGCAGG